CGACUUUAUCUGCAUAUUUGAAAGAACUAAUCUGCAACUUAGAGAAAUAUUACGGUUGAAGUUUCGGAAAAUGUUGUUAGUGGACUGCUCUAGCUGUCGUACGCCGCUUCACCUCCCUCCCGGAGCCACCAGGAUCCGCUGCGCUCUUUGCCACGCCUUCACGCUCGUCGCUCCCGAGCCCCAUCACCAAUCUCACGCUCCGUCGAGCCAUCUUCCUUUCUCCAACUCAUUUAAUGUUCCACCACCAUCUACUUCCUUCUACCCGCCGCCUGUUCCAUCUCAUUCCGUAUACCCGCCGCCAACACCGUCUACGUUAAGUCACUCAUUAUCAGCACCACCUGCUUUUAGUCACGUGCCAUCGGCACCGUCUCCUUAUAGUCACGCGCCACGAGCACCAUCUCCAUUCAGUCACGCACCAUCUGCACCGUCUUCUUUCAAUCAUGGGCAUUUUGAACCGUCUCCCUACAAUCACGCGCCGCCGGGUCCUCCACCGCCGGUACAUGGACAGAAGAGAGCGGUGAUCGUCGGGGUGACGUAUAAGGAUACAAAGAGCGAGUUAAAAGGAUGCAUCAAUGACGCUAAGUGCAUGAAGUUCAUGUUGAUGAAGCGUUACAAUUUCCCCGAGUCUAGCAUUCUUAUGCUCACCGGUAUUGAUUAUUCUAUUUUCUUUACAUCCUUCAUGUUUUCUUGA
Molecule: messenger RNA, 691 nt
Organism: Eruca vesicaria subsp. sativa (arugula)
Lineage: Eukaryota; Viridiplantae; Streptophyta; Magnoliopsida; Brassicales; Brassicaceae
Source: the annotation of a GenBank genome assembly